AUUGACGACCCUGACCCGAAAAUGUGGGUGUGGCACACUGAUAGAACAAUAAUGGCAACUCAGAGUAUCUCCUCUUCUCCUGCUCGCCAGGCGAUAUUCGCUCAAGAAAAACUUGAAAGAAUAUAUCUACAAACUUAUGGAUACCUUAGACCGUACAAAGGUGCUAUAGAGCUAGCUCAAGAAGUCCUUGUGUGGAAGAAACCGAUUGCGUCAGCUCUGCUCUACAUUGUCGUACAUUGGAUGUUUGUCCUUUAUGUCAAGUCAUCUUCUACUCUGAUUACUGCUACUGGCAACUUUAUCUUCUGGGGGUUGCUAGGCGACGUGCUAUGGAGGGCCGCAUCUAAGGAUGGAUUCCACAGCGGUAACGAUGGCAACACUGCCGAGAGGCAAGGGGGGCGUCAGGAAAGUGUGGGUGUGGCUCCAGGACUAGAGAGUGCACUGAUGCAGAGCCUUAAACCAAGAGGACCUGGAGAGUUUCCACCCUUUGAGGUGAUAUGUGUGUGGGUGGCGGAGGCUGUCAUGUGGGUGGACAACAUCUGGCUGGCCCUACGUCACUGGAGUCUUCACGAGCCUAUCUUUUUCACCAUUGCCCUGGCCCUGCCUGGUCUGUUUCUCUCCCUGCUGGGCAAGUAUAUCCCAACCACUGUCUUCCUCUAUACACAAGUGAUGGUCCUGCUAGUGUCCCCGUACGUGGAGCACCACUGUCUACGAGAGAGGACCAUCACCUAUCUCUCUAAACAGUACCCCUGGGUGCUCAGGAAGGCUACCUCAAUGUGGAUCUUCAUCAAGACCAUCACUGUGAAUCGCGACAGAUCUGACGAUCCAGAGCUCUCCCUAGCGCAGGGGGUGAGUGACCUUCGAACCCAAUUCUCACUCCAUGAAGCAUUUGAACAAGUAACUGCCACACCUCCAGAGCAGUCCAACGACUUAGAGCUACCACCGGCCAAUCAGAUGACGACUGGGAUAGGGGGUGGACUACAUGAUGUGGGUGGAGCUAGUCGGCAAGUACCCAAUCAGAGGAGAGCUGCACAACAGCAAAGAACUGCUAGCACUGACUCGCUGACACUGGACUCGUUUGUGGGUGGUUCUGAGAUGGAGUUCCCCUCCCUCACAGACCUAGACUCCUCUCUGGCCCUCGGGCAGUUCCCCUCAGGGGACUACAGUAUCAUGCCAACCAUCUCAGAGCAGGAAGAGCCAACAAGGACGAGCAGACAAGACACAAGCGAUCUCGAUCCAUUUCUCGAUUCAAUGCAAUUUGGUGAUUUCCACGAUGGUCGCUCUUCAAAUCCUAGUAGCACCCCAUCUUCCCACCCACUCGCACAAUCACACAGAGCUCCUUCAAGCAACCCCCAGCCAAGUGCACCCCCCCUGACUUCUGGAUUCAAUAGCCUCGGCUUUUCAAUGUAUACAUCAAUGUCUGGACAAACCGGUCAAACCGGUCAAACUGGCCAUAAUUUCAUUCCCCCACCCACUUAUCAGCAAGUGGAGGCCGGGUCACCUGACGCGGGAGUGACAGUUGAUUGGACGCCUGGUAGAGAUGACAGCCUAGCUCACAGACGAAGCAGUACUCCUAACGUGCAAGAAGAUGGUGAAUCAUUUGGGAUAAAGAAAAGAUCGCAGUCUGGUGUCUACUAAGUGAAGAGAUAAAUACACUGUAUAAUUAUGCUGCAUGCAUGUACUUCUAUAAUUAUAGUUCACUUGUAUUAAAUGUAUAAUUAUUACGUUUGCUGUGAUUAUGUGUAAACAAGUUAAUAUACACUAUAAUUAUUUGAAAAUUAA
Molecule: messenger RNA, 1779 nt
Organism: Halichondria panicea
Lineage: Eukaryota; Metazoa; Porifera; Demospongiae; Suberitida; Halichondriidae
Exons: 8
Coding region: 22-1635 (537 amino acids)
Source: RefSeq, a predicted model, not a curated record